Messenger RNA from Engraulis encrasicolus (European anchovy), 1966 nucleotides. RefSeq names its product tRNA methyltransferase 61B (gene trmt61b). Gene Ontology annotation, cellular component: tRNA (m1A) methyltransferase complex; mitochondrion. Bases 259 to 1845 code for a protein of 528 amino acids. Lineage: Eukaryota; Metazoa; Chordata; Actinopteri; Clupeiformes; Engraulidae. The transcript is spliced from 8 exons. The record is from RefSeq and is a predicted model, not a curated record. Gene Ontology annotation, biological process: mitochondrial tRNA methylation. Gene Ontology annotation, molecular function: tRNA (adenine(58)-N1)-methyltransferase activity.
CAAAUCCAGUUCAGUCUGUGAAUGACAACACGCAGACGCCAAAACACACGUGUGCUACUCCAAUAUGGCGCUGCCCAGGGAAAGUCAUGUUAUGAGCUUUCCAUAUAGUAUGGGGAUUCGGGAGACAAAUUGUCUGAGUGGAAUGGAGUGAUGCUGGAUGGGGAGCCAUGUCAACAACAUAAACCUUGCCUAAACUGAAAUGUAUUACACUUCACCCCAGAAGGAACUAGCAUGCGAACGACAUAACAAUUAGAUACCAUGUCGUCUGGUUUGCAGUUAAAACAGGCGAUCCUUGCCACACACAGACUAGUGCGACUGUGUGGGGUUUUGAGGGAGAGCUGUCACCUAUGUCCCAGCAGACUCCCUGUCAGUGCCAGAGCAAGAGGUUUUGGGACGAACCCUGCAGGCUCAGGAGGAGAGGAUGGAGGCAGCUCAUCCCAAAACUCUGUCCCCAACAUUCCCUCUGUACCCUUCAAACGGCCACUGUUUGGCAGGAGGAGGCACCUGUCACCUUUAGAGAGAAUCAGUCGUCUGGUACCAGAGGAGAAUCUGACAUCCGAGGUAUUGCAGCUUAGGGAGGACACAAAGGAUGAGGACGGUGCGGGAUCAGAGAAUACACAGACUGGUAAAGGACCAAGUCAGUCUUUACCUGGACAGACAUCCAAUCAUGAACAGGUAGUUGUUGGUGAAUGUAAAGAGGACAGCCAAAGUCAAACAAAAGUUCAGGAAUUGGACAGUGUGCUAGUUGGUAAUAGUGUGGAUACUGUAGCCUCAGCAGACAUUGGGCACGCACUAGAGAACUUGGAAGAAUCCUGUACAGACAGUUCUGUGACCGACCACCUCCCUGGAGAGCGACCAUUGUCCUAUGGAGAACUCGUCUUGGCUGACCGCAAGAGGAAGAAGCGGACUGAGUUCCGCAAGAUGUUCCUCCUGGAGGAAGGCGCAAAGCUGCACAGCACGUGGGGCUGGGUUGCCCAUGACGACAUCGCCAAGCAACCGUCAGGCUCCAUCCUCCACACCUCCCUGGGAACUUCGUUACUCCUACGCAGGCCCAGCCUGGAUGAGUACACCUUGUACAUGAGGAGAGGGCCAGCCAUCAGCUACCCCAAGGUAUCCCCUAAGGACUGCACAGCCAUGCUUCAGAUGAUGGAUGUGACGGAGGGGGACUGCGUGCUGGAGUCAGGCUCCGGGUCGGGGUCCAUGACGCUCUUCUUGUCCAGGGCAGUGGGUUCCAAGGGCCGAGUACUGAGCGUGGAGGUGAGAGACGAUCACCACAGACGGGCCUCCCUCAACUACAAGCGCUGGCGGACAUCCUGGGCCCAGCGUCGCGGAGAGGACUGGCCCGACAACGUGCACUUUGUCAAGGCAGACCUGCAGACUGCCGGGCCCCUCCUGAAUGGCUGGGGCUUUCAUUCGAUUGCACUGGAUAUGGUGGAUCCUCAUCUUGUUCUUCCCACUGUGGUUCCCCACCUGCAUCCAGGGGCCGUCUGUGCUGUUUACUUGGCGAAUAUCACACAGGUUGUUGAUUUGCUGGAUGGAAUCCGAUGCUCCAAAGUGCCUCUGAUGUGUGAACGCAUCGCCGAGGUGCAGUACCGCGAUUGGUUGGUGGCCCCGUCAAUCAGGAAAGAUGGCAGCCUCAACAACAGGAAAGCUCCCAAAGGAGAGAUCCAUGAGGAAGAUGAUGAUGAGGAAGAGGAUGACAACUCUAAUGGUGAAGAUAAGGAAGAAGCCAGAAGUCCAGGUAAUGGCAGGCCCUUUGGCAGUGUGCCAUACGUGGCAAGACCACAUCCAGAACAGACCAGUCACACAGCGUUCCUGGUCAAACUUCGAAAGGUUCUGAAAUAGAUACUUAAUCCCUCACCAAAAAAAGUCAAUGAGACGUAGAGAUUAUGUUUCAGUUGAGUGUACAGAACAGCCUGUGUUAACCAUGUCAUUUUGUUCCAUUAAACGUAAUCUUUUGCAACAA